Priapulus caudatus is the source of this 1860-nucleotide messenger RNA. RefSeq lists its product as uncharacterized. Lineage: Eukaryota; Metazoa; Priapulida; Priapulimorpha; Priapulimorphida; Priapulidae. Bases 340 to 1368 code for a protein of 342 amino acids. The record is from RefSeq and is a predicted model, not a curated record. The transcript is spliced from 2 exons.
AACCUGUCAGCCCAUCAGAAGUUGCGCGCGUGCAUCACACUAAACUAUAACAGUAUAUUGUUAUAGUUUAGGGGUGCAUCACCAUGCGCCUCGUCUGAGUCCUCAUCCGUGCACACACGCGCAGAUUUGUUACGAUGUUACAUGUUAUCGGACGAUGCUCGCCGUAGAAAAUUAUGACGUGAGAAUCUCCGCGACUUCACCUGCAUCUGGUGAUCACACUCUCUUCAUAUUCAGCUGUGGCGUGUGUGGCGUGUAUUCGUCCAGCUAAACUGUGAUUACACGCACACGUACAUAUAUAUUCGUGCGUUGGUGGAAAUCGCGUUUAAGAGCACCGGCAGUAUGAGUACGGUUAGGAAGUCAGCGCGGGUGGUUGGCGGGAUGCUAUUCGCGGUACUGCUGACGGUGUACGUGAUGUCACAUCAUUACCUGCGACAGCGACAGUUAGCAAAGCCGAAACUGCGUCGCACGAACACGACACAGGAGAACAAGCAGCUGCUGCUGACUGCGCUACUGGACGAUCCCGCGGGACUAUCACGCUGGCUCGGACUCCCCGAACAAGUAUUCAUCACCGAUCACCAACAGAGGGCGCUCAGCAGGCGAGACUUCGUCGUUCCAAACGUCGUGCACUAUGUCUGGAUGCAGGGACCCGACGACGCGGUGCUGCCGUUCUGGAAGAUUCUUGGUCCGAUAUCCGUAUACGAGAAUCUUCGGCCGGAUCGUAUGAUCAUCCACGGCGACAAGCGGCCGACGGGUCGCUGGUUCGACGAGUUGUUCCGCGUCAUUCCGAUACUGGAGUACGAGUACUACCCUCUCGUAGAGGAGGUGUACGGCCUUAAGCUAGGCUACCUCAACCACAUUGCCGAUGUCGCCCGCAUAGACAUCAUACACAAGUACGGCGGAAUGUACUUUGACAUGGACGUGUUCGUAGUUCGUCCGAUGGACGCGCUGCGGCGCUACGACUGCGUCGUCGGCAUCGAGACCGGAUAUGACGCCACGAGGGGGCUCAUCAACGCCGGCGCGCUCGUGGCGCGACCUGGUGCCAGAUUCCUCGAACUGUGGAGAGAAGGCUACCGGGACUAUCGAGAGGAGAGGUGGCUGUACAACUCGGGUGAAGUUCCGACGGUGCUGCUGCGAAAGAACCCCGAACUCGUGCGAGUUUCGCCUCGCAUAUGGCACGAUACGAACGGAACCAUAUUGAACAAGGCAAACGUAGACCUAAGCGGUUUCUAUGCAUAUCACAUGUGGGGUCACUUGUGGAAGGGAGUGUCCCGCGCCAAGUUGUUCCACAUGAAACCCAACAACUUUCUUAAGUAUAACAACACUCUCUCUACGCUCCUAAAACAAUACUACAUCGACAGAAGGCACUGAGUACUGAGAAAAAAUCGGAAGCACCAGGUGCUGGGAAAAAUUAAUGCAUGAUCGCUACCCACGUAGCUGCGUCUUCGCGUUAAUAUAUAUCCUAGAUUUAUACCCUAACGCUAUUCUCCUUGUUACAACAAAUUUUCUCUGUAACAAUAAGACGAUAGGGAAAGGCAAGACGAGAAGGAAAGAAGACGAGAAGAGUAUAAGAAAGUCAUGUAGGCCUACCUACGAGAGUCAAAAUGAGAAAACAUGAUAAUGGUUUCGUGGGAUAUAGGUGAAACACAACAUGGCGCCCUCAGUGAAACCUGAGAACAAUAUAUUAUACAUGAUUGUAUAGAUUGUUCUCAGAGUGAAACCGAACAUCAACACUAAUGACGAAGCCCUACGUCAUAACAACGUCACAGCCACAUAAAGUGAUUACGUCAUUGUAAAUAAAAGUAAAAAGUGUUGUUUUAUCCAGUUUUAUCACAAAAAAUAGAAACUAUGAAAAUCCGAUUA